UGAACUUUUUCAGCAAUGUUUCCAGUUAAAGAAGAGUACCCAGCUGGUGGGUGUUCAUCUUCAAGUUCAUGGCAGCUGCUGUCAUCAAGAGAUCCGCCGCCGCCGCCGCAGCCAAUGGAAGGGCUUCACGAAAUGGGUCCGCCGCCGUUCCUGACGAAGACUUUUGACAUGGUGGACGAUUUGAGUACGGACAGUGUUGUUUCUUGGGGCGGCGGCGGCGGAAGUUUCGUUGUGUGGGAUCCAAACGCCUUCUCCGCCACCCUUCUUCCCAGAUAUUUUAAGCACAACAAUUUCUCCAGCUUUGUCAGACAGCUCAACACUUAUGGUUUUAGAAAGGUCGAUCCGGACAAAUGGGAGUUUGCGAACGAGUCUUUCCUCAAAGGACACAAGCAUCUUCUAAGAAUCAUCACCCGACGAAAAUCGACCACCUCGGCUUCGAGUAGUUCUCCUCCGAUUCCUCAAUCGUUCGAUCCGUGCGUCGAGUUGGGAAGAUUCGGAUUGGAAACGGAAACGGACAGUUUGAGGCGCGACAAACAAGUGUUGGUGAUCGAGCUAGUCAAACUCCGUCACCAGCAGCAAACGACUAGAGCUUAUCUUAAAGCGAUGGAGCUGCGUUUGCAAGUGACGGAAAAGAAACAGCAACAAAUGAUGAGUUUCCUUGCUAAAGCAAUGCAGAAUCCCGAUUUUAUCCGUCAGUUGGUACUGCAGAAGGAGAAGAGGAGGGUGGUGGAGGAAGAGGGCGGGGGUGGUUGUAGUAAGAAGAGGGGGAGGAGGGCGAUCGAGGGGAUUAAAUCGGAACCGUUGGAUUACGAGCUGUCGGAAUUGGAGGAGCUCGCACUGGAGAUACAGGGGAGGGGUAAGGCGAAAUGGGAGAGCGGGCCCCACCACGAGGGAAUCGAGACGAGUUACGAAAGGCAUGAUCUUGAUGAAGGGUUUUGGGAGGAGUUGUUGAAUGAAGGGUUUGAUGGAGAUGAAGAAGAUGUGAGUGUGUUGGCUGAUAGAUUGGGGUUUUUGGGUUCCAAAUUGAAGAAUAUUUCUAAGUAGGAUUAAUUGUUUUUGGGUUUUAUUUAAUUAAUGCAAAUGUGACUUAGUUUGGGAGUAUUAAUUAUUUUUUUCCAAAUUAAUUCUCCACGUACGCUUGAUUAUGUUUUUUCUUAUGUUUCUUGAAUUAUUGAGUGUUGAUUAUGUUGUU
This is a messenger RNA of Erythranthe guttata (spotted monkey flower), 1192 nucleotides long. RefSeq names its product heat stress transcription factor A-7a. The record is from RefSeq and is a predicted model, not a curated record. Gene Ontology annotation, cellular component: nucleus. Gene Ontology annotation, biological process: cellular response to heat; regulation of transcription by RNA polymerase II. NCBI's taxonomy places the organism in Eukaryota, Viridiplantae, Streptophyta, Magnoliopsida, Lamiales, Phrymaceae. Gene Ontology annotation, molecular function: RNA polymerase II cis-regulatory region sequence-specific DNA binding; DNA-binding transcription factor activity.